UUAUAUUUUUUUACAAUGGAAUUUGAUGAAGAAAAACCAAAAGAUAUCAAAGUUGAUAGAAAAAGCAGAAACGAUUCUUCAAAAACUUCAAAAAACAAUGAAGACAAAAAAGAUGUUUUGAAGAAUUUAACAGAAAAAGAACCGGCACCGCCUGUAAAAAGAGAGCCUCUGUCUUUGGAAGAACUUUUGGAAAAGAAGAAACAAAUGGAGGAAGUUAAUAGCAAGCCAAAAUUUUUGACAAAAGCUGAACGUGAAGCAGAAGCAUUACAACGUCGAAAAGAAGAAGUUGAACGAAAACAAAAGGAAUUGAAAGACUUGGAAAAACAACGAAAUAAAUUUCUUAGCGAGGCUCGAAAAUCUGAUCGCGAUAGUAGAAGGGAUCGUGAUUAUAGAAGAGACAGAGAUAGAAGAAGUCGAUCACGUUCAAGAACUCGAAGCAAAGAAAGAGAAGAGAGGCGUAAUGAAAGAAUAGCUGAAAAGGAUAGGGAAAGAAUGCAAGAGGCUAUUAAAACGCGUUAUUUGGGUGCCCCAAAAGAAAAACGUAAAUGGGGACGUCGUUUACAUGAACGUAAAUUUAUUUUUGAUUGGGAACCUACAGAUGAUACCUCAAAUGAUUACAAUGAUUUAUAUAAAGAAAGGCAUGAAGUUCAAUUUUUGGGAAGAGGUUCAAUUGCUGGAAUGGAUGUAAAUCAACAAAAGAAACAAAAAUCUGAAUUUUAUCAAAAAUUGUUGGAACAACGGCGAAGUGAAGCAGAAAAAGAACAAGAAAAGCAUAGAUUAAAACAACUUCAAAAGAAACAGAAAAAAGAAGAUUGGGAUAAUCGGCAUUGGACAAAAAAAGCUUUAAAUGAAAUGACUGAUAGAGAUUGGAGAAUAUUUCGUGAAGAUUUUAAUAUUACAAUAAAAGGUGGACGUGUCCCGCGACCUAUGAGACAUUGGUCAGAAAUGAAUUUACCUAAAGAUGUCCAUGAUGUUAUUUUGGAAGUUGGAUAUAAGGUUUGUUUGCGUUUUUUCAGUUUUUAG
This is a messenger RNA of Meloidogyne enterolobii, 1023 nucleotides long. The record is from the annotation of a GenBank genome assembly. Lineage: Eukaryota; Metazoa; Nematoda; Chromadorea; Rhabditida; Meloidogynidae.